This is a messenger RNA of Podarcis lilfordi (Lilford's wall lizard), 29332 nucleotides long. NCBI's taxonomy places the organism in Eukaryota, Metazoa, Chordata, Lepidosauria, Squamata, Lacertidae. The record is from the annotation of a GenBank genome assembly.
ACCCAAAAUGGAGACGCGGAAAGGAGGCGCGCUUAUUUCCUCCCCUCUCGGCAACAAAAAAAACACCCCACGGCUAAACUGUUCUCGCGAGCUGACGCUCCUUUCGCGGAGGCUUCCCGCCUUUUCCAGCGGGGCGAGCGGGCGGGAGAGAGCGACCCCGCCGGGCAGAAGCGGAAGGCGGCAGCCCCUUCCCCUCAGCGGCGACGGCCUGCUUCCGUCUCCAUGGCGACGAGCCGCCUCGGCCAACCGCGAGCCGCUUCCGCUGACGUCGCCGCCGACACGUGGAUCCAAGAUGGCGGCGUCUGGGGUGCUGGUGAGUGGGGAGGCCGGGGAGCCUCCUUCCCCUCGCGCUGUCUCGCGGCCGCCGGGGGCUCCGAGGGCCCCUUUCCGGGGCGGGGGUCGCUUCGCCUCGCGGGCCCAGACCCCUCCCCGGCCCUUUUCGGUGGGGAGGGGGUGUGAGGGGUGGAGAUGAGGGGGCCUUGUUGGCGCGCCUGGCGGGACCCUCCUGAGGUGACACGCGCACCCCAGAGAAACCCCUCACCAAACCCCCCAAGUCGCCGGCGAAGGCGCCGGGCGCUCCCUCCGAAGGUCUCCCCGGGAGACGCGAGGCCGUGAGGGAGCCCGGCAGAGGCGUCCCCGGCUGUUGCUGCUCUCGCUUUGGGCCACCCGACGAGCAGCAAGCCCUGAGGGCUCGCCUCGGUCUUUGCGCCCCUUCCUUGCAGGGGGUGGGCUGGAUGACCCUCGGGGUCCCUCCCAGCCCCGCGGUUCAACGGCGCGUCCGCUUGUUGUUGCUCCGGAGUAAGAUCCCGCGUGGCGGUCCUGCGACUUGAUUGAUUUGCGUUAGAUGGUCUUGGUGAAUUGAAAAAACCAACAAGACAUUGCGAUCUCUUUAACGUCGAACACGGUAGCGUACAAAUGACGCCAGUGGCAAUGAAUUCAUCCAAGCAAUGCACAAAAAAGGCGUAGUAAUUCGAAAUGAUCUUCUGUUGCAACUGUUUCAAAAAUCAAUGAGUAGCAAUGCUUUGUCGCCUGUUUUGUGAGGUCUGCCUGAGAAGCGGUGUAUAAAUCAGUGCUGGUGGCACUAACAGACUCAAAAGCCGAAAAGGUGGAAACUGCAACCGGAACCAGAUGUCAGCUACUGAUGGGACAUUAUUUUUCCCAUCCUUGCUAGCUGUAUUUUGUAACAUGCCUUGCUGGUUCACUGUGUUCCGUGUGCAACUGGAUUCCAGUCUCAAAUCUCACAUUCUCCAUAGAGCUCUUGUUUUACACAGCCAGAUUGGGCCAGGAAUGAUGCUGUUGUCCAUGGGUAGGCAAACUAAGGCCGGGGGGCUGGAUCCGGCCCAAUCGCCUUCUAAAUCUGGCCCGCAGAUGGUCUGGGAAUGAGUGUGUUUUUACAUGAGUAGAAUGUGCCCUUUUAUUUAAAAUGCAUCUCUGGGGUAUUUGUUGGGCAUAGGAAUUCGUUCAUAUUUUUUUCCCUAAAAAAUGUAGUCUGGCCCCCCACAAGGUCUGAGGGACAGUGCACCAGCCCCUUGCUGAAAAAGUUUGCUGACCCCUGCUGUAGUGCCUCUAAAGAGGUUGCCAUUUUCAAGGACUCCUGCUGUGUUUAGACAGCUGUGGUCCAGCUUUCAGGAAGUUGUUGGGGGUGGGUGACCAACCUAAGAUUGUGUUCCUGUCUCGAGGAAAAUUACUGGUGAAUUUGCUCUGAAUCGAGAUUGUGUUCUGGAUCCCAUGUUGCAGGGACUCCUUGCACAGCCUGAGACAAAGUUUGUGUCCUUUGUCAACCUUCUGUUUGCAUUCAGAGCUUUCUUGCAACACACCUGGAGGCAGAGAGUAGCAUCACUUCCUUUUCUGUAUGCUAACAACCAGAAGCAGUGAGUUUCGGUGCACUGCACACCAAAGCUCUGCCAUAAACUUGAUAAGAAUCACACAGGCUGGAGCAGCUUAACGGGCUCAGUCACGGCAGUGGAAUUUUGUUGGGCAGGGCACCUUGUGGUCAUUUGAUGAUCUCAAGGUUGAGUCCACAUGUCUAAAGGCAAACAGUUUUGUGUCACAGUUUUUCUAGUGCUGAUGCUUGUCUUCUGUACUCUUAACUUGCAGAACAUGUUGUUUCUGCAAGGAGGAUGAUACUCAGCGAUGAUGUGAGAAGGUGUAGAGAGUUCUUAUCUCAUUCCCUUUCUGCAGAGGAUUAUCUCUGUGGGAAGGAGGAGAGGAGGCCUUAUUCCUAUUAAUGCAAGGCCAGAAGCUCCAGCACCCUUUUCACCGCAUAGGCUGGCCAUAUACUUUGGGAAAGACAGCAGCUCAGUGAUAUAUUUGCUUGGAACAUGGAGUUUCCUGAUUGGUUGAUCCGUCUGUCCAUUUCCAUGAACAUGCCUAAUUCACUUUUGAAGCCAUCCAAAUUAUUCAUUAUUAUUAUUUACUGAAUUUCUAUACUGCCCUUCAUCUGAAGAUCAUCAGGCGAUUCACAACAUAAAAAUAAAAAAUGAGAACACAAAAUACAUAAUAAAGCAAACAAAAGUGACAACCCCACGCUCACAAACACAUUUAAAAGGCCAUAGAAUGGUUAAUCAGCCAAAGCCCUGGUUACAGAGAAACAUUUCUACCUCAUCUCUAAAGAUAUGGAAUGAUGGCACCAGGGAGAGCCACUGCAGAAAAGACCCAUUCUUGUGUUGCCACCCUCCAGACCUCUUGUGGAAGAGGCACACAGAGAAGUGUCUCAGAAGAUGAGCUCAGGGUCCAAGUUGGUUCAUAUUUUGAGAGGCAUUCCAUGAGGUAUUGCUGUCCUGAGCCGUUUAAGGCUCUAUAGGUCAAAACCAACACUUUUAGUUGGGCCUGGAAAAUAAUUGGCAGCCAGUCCAGUCCAGCCAGGAUCUUGUGACCAUCUCCUCACCUUGUGACAGCAGAUGCUAUAAAUUAACUAUGCAUAGUGUGAAAGGGCACUCUUUUAUCUGCCCUGAAUCUCCUGCCAGUUUCAUUAAGUUACCUCUGCCCACCUUCUCCGCACAAUGCUUACUGGUGUCCAGCUUUUGUGAACUUGGUACGAGGAGGUGAGCACAAGGAGAAAUUGCCAAGGGAGAUUCUGUGCAUCGGUUUUCGCAACAGUUUAGAAAGCCCCAUUGGAACUUACGGUACAUCUCAGUAAACUUGCCUAGGAUUGCCUUUGCUUCAGAGAGCAGGACAAUAUGUGGAAACUGUGAGGGAGCAGAUAUAGGUUAAAUGAAACAGUAAAAACUGUUUGGCAGUGGAACCUUUGGGUAGGUGUGGAUCUCUUUUCCUGGAAAUGUAAACAGGCUGGGCAUCAGUCAGUGAGGCUGUAGAUGCAAUAUUUUUUGUACUGGGCCAGGAGUUGGACUAGAUGCUCUUUGAGGCUUCUCCCAACUCUGAAAUUAUAUUAUUCUUACUCUGUACUUUGAGACCUGAGUCUCAUCUCUUCCUUCCCUACCACACCCUCAAAUUUUCUUACCUAGUUACAUUAGCCUCUUGAGUUGUGAUGUUUGCAUAGUUUUUAACUGUCCUGGUUUUGGAGAAGGGCGGGUUUAUUUUAUUUAUAAAAAUACACAUAGCCUAAAAAUGCUAUAUAUGGUUGAGACUUUUAGGCUGUUAUUCGUAAAACAAGUGACUGCUCUACAGCACCAACCUAAGGCUCACCUCUGUUGUCUUGCUUCCACUGCUGUUCCCCUGCCUCCCCUUUGUCUUCAAUUUUUUAUAUAUAUAUAGUUUUUGAACCCUGUUUUGGUUUUGAGCCCUGCAUUUACGUUGGACACAAUCAGUGAACAACUUUGCCUCACAUUCUGUUGAAUGAAUGUGACUUAAGCAAGAGCUUACUUCUGCUUCAAAUGCAGCUGUUUCUCACACUUGCUGAAGAGCUCCUUAAUUCUGACACUUGCUCAACCACCCAAGUGUGGCCUAGAAAGGUUGCUGACCCUGGUAAUAGAUAGGCUGGUUCGUUAGGAACAUAAGAAGAACACAGGAAACGGAGUCAGACUGGUGGUUCAUCUAGCUCAGUAUUUCCUACACUGACUGGCAGUAGUGGUUCUCCAGGGUUUCAGGCAGGGAACUAUUCCCAGCCCUACCUGAAGAUGCGGAGAAUUGAACCAGGCAUCUUCUGCAUGCAAGGCCAGUGCUUUACCACUAAGCUCCUGCCCUUCUCAGUUACGGUUGUAGUUGAUUUAUAGAAGUGGCUGCCAGUGUGUUUUGUAAAAAGGGUAUUUUGCGAUUCUUGCUUGGUUUUGAUUUCUAAAGUUUUGGGCAGGAGUUGCUGUCUAUCCUCUGCUGCUUUUCAAGACUGUGUGUGUGUGUGUGUGUGUGCGCACGCACACACAGUGCACCACUUGAUGUGUCAGUAUGUCUUUAAGUACUUUUUUAUUUAGUUUCAUUCAGUUGCACAUUUUUAACACUCCUUACAAUACAUUCAAAUUAUAACUGUUUUCAAUACUGUGUGUGUGUAUUCCUUUUUCUUAUCCUUGUGACCUAUCUCCACCACAUUACAGCUUCUAUUGUGUUGUGAAUAUUGUUUUUAUUUUUAUCCAUAAAAUAUCUAUCCAUAUUUUAGCUGUACGAAAUGUAAUCAAUGCAUAUCAAUGGUUUUGUUUCGGGGCAAUGUUUUGUCAUAUAUUCUUUCACACAUUCCCAUUCUUUCCUAAAUUUCUGAUUUGAUUGAUAUCUAAUAGCUGCUGUCAUUCUGGCCAAUUUUACGAAUUCACAUACCUUAUUUUGCCAAUCCGCUUUUGAUGGGACUAUGUCCCCUUUCCAAUUUUUAGCUAUUAGUAUUCUGGCUGCAGCUGUGGCAUAUAAAAACACUUUUUUCUUGUCGUUAGGGAUAUCUAUUGAUAAGAUACCUAAUAGAAACGCUUCUGGGGUUUGUUUUUUUUCAAAUGAUGUUUUGAACAUCUUUUUCAGUUCUUCAUGUAUAGUACUCCAGAAUUUUUUUGUUUUUUCACAUCCCCACCAUACAUGAUACAUCGUUCCUUCUACCAUAUUGCACCUCCAGCAAGUGUUAGAUUUUAAUUUAUAGAUCUUAGCUAGUUUAGUGGGAGUCAUGUACCACCUGUACACCAUCUUCAUGAGAUUUUCUCUUAUUGUAUAAGAGGCAGUGAAUCUUAUGUCUUGUUUCCACAGUUUCCCCCAUUGUUCCAUCUGGAUGGGGUGGCCAAUAUCUGGGCUCACUUGUGUCCAGAUCUGUGAGGGUAGCUGAGCGACCGUUCUCUAGUGCAAUGUCUGAAGAUGAGAGUCAUGUUGUUUACGGAUACAUGUCAACUGUGCCUUCUUUGUACUAGAGGAAUUAGUUACUAGAUCAGUCAUCUGGGUCUCUCCUCUCCUAGUCAUCCUGGAGUUGAAAUUGUGAAGAAAUUGACUUUUGUAAGAAUGGGUUGGUGGUGUGUCACUUAGAAGCAGGAGUUGGAAACAAAGGCCUUAGUGGACUUGUAGGCCACAAACCCUUUAUUCGGAUGAGACCCUUCAGUUGGACCUGUGAUGAUGCCUCUUACCCGUUGCAGGUGAGAUGUUUGUGUGCCCAGAAGCUUUUAACUUUUGUGUGGCUGGAAUCCAGCCAACUGUACAAAGGCAAGAGCCCACCCUGUCUCAUAGCCCCUUGAAAGUUGCCCACAGGGGAAUGUGGCCAUUGGUUUCGUCUACCUUGCUUUAAAGUCUGUAGUUUGAGAUGUUGAUCUAUGUGAUGGAUUUGUUGCUGUACUACAGGCUUCCUCAAUCUCGGCCCUCCAGAUGUUUUGAGACUACAAUUCCCAUCAUCCCUGACCACUGGUCCUGCUAGCUAGGGAUCAUGGGAGUUGUAGGCCAAAAACAUCUGGAGGGCCGAGGUUGAGGAAGCCUGCUGUACCAUUUGAGCCUGCAAGUGGGUGAACAAAAUGUUGGAAAGUGUGUGUGUGUGAAAUGCUGUAGUCCAAUGACACAUAAUCACAUGGUUCUUUCUCUGCUUUAGCUCGCACUUAUAAGUAAUAGUCAUUCCGCAAGUGUGUAUGAGAGAGAAAGUACUCGGGGAAGGAGGUUUAAGGCAGCAGUGGGGAAUCUCUACCCUAAAGGCCUGCUUAGGCCCACGAGGCCAUUUCUCCCGAACCUCAGCUGGUUGCCCAACACAUGAGAUACGGGACUUGCUGUUGUCAGGGGAAGUUCAGCAAGUGGAUCCUAGAGAGGAGGCCUUCUCAGUGGUGGCACCCCACUUAUGGAAUAGCCUACCCAGAGAGGCUCACCUGGUGCCCUCUGCAUGGUCUUUUCAGCAUCUUUUUAUUGCCUAGGCAUUUUAAAACAAACCCAGGGCUUCUUAAAUUAACUGCGUUCUUGGUCCUCGAGUAUGCUUUGCAGCUGAGCUGAAAAUAUGUUUUGUUCUAAUUUUUUACUGAUCUUUUUUCAGUUACUGCACUUUUAAAUACUACUUGCUUUUUGUCUUGUAAACUAGAGAAUUUUAGUGAUUUUAAUGAUGGAUGAAUGUAUAAUUUGAAUAAAUAAAGGAUGUUGAAAUGGGUGGACUGGAUUGCUGCCCCCCUAAACUCGAGAGUUGCAUUCUUAUUGGAAAGAAGGCAGAGAGAGUAGUGGUGGAUGAGAGAGCUUCGCACUGACUUCAAUACCCUGCAUUUCUUAAGGGUUUCUCUUUCCUCGAGAAUGGAAAGUUUUCUGUCUCCAGUAAGACAGGUUCCAGCUUCCUGACCUGGCCCUACACCUGAUAGGCUUAGAUUUGUUGCCUUCUGCGUGAGGCCUCAUGAUUGGUCUCUGUUUCUCAGCUAGAAUUCCCUCUUUCUUUUAAAGAAACAAGUCUUUCGGGGUUUUAGUGGCAGCAAAUAGAUUAGGUAUCACUCUUGGUUUCCCCUCUGUCUGCGACUUCUGCAGUUCUUGCGGAUUUGCCCAAAAUUACUGAGCCAGCUUUGUGGCUCAGUUUUGUGUUCAGACUUAAAAGCAAACAAACAGCCAACCAGUGCUGGGAAUUGCUUGCAUCUCCCUGAAUGCCUUUGGCUAUGGAGACAAAAUCUCCUUUCUCGUUGCAGGAGAAGCUCACGUGUCCAGUGGUGCUACUGCUCUUGUGCCAUGGGGUGAGCAGUUUCUACGUGCCGGGGGUGGCACCCAUCAACUUCCACCAAAAGGAUCCUGUAGAAAUAAAGGUAGGUUGGUGAUGUGGUUGACCAUUUGAAUACAGUGGACGCUCGGGUUGCAAACGUGAUCCGUGCGGGAUGCACAUUCGCAACCUGCAGCGUUCGCAACCCGCGUCUGCACACGCGUGGGUUGCGAUUCGGUGCUUCUGUGCAUGCGCAAAUUACGAUUUAGCGCUUCUGUGCAUGCGUGACCGCCGAAACCCAGAAGUAACCCGUUCCGGUACUUCCAGGUUUUGGCGGUCCACAACCCGAAAAAACGCAACCUGAAGCGGCUGUAACCCAAGGUAUGACUGUACACACACCAAGUGUGUGUGUGUGUGAAAUAAUAAUUAACAGUGGUACUUAUGGCAGCCUGGAAAACCAUUAGUUAGCUAUAUUUGCGAAACAGUAAUAAUGCCUUUUUAAAAAAGGAUGAUUUAUUACGUUAAACAUUUUGUACUUUCCUUCCCCCAUAAGAGCUCAGAGUGGAAUACAUAGGUUUAUUAUUACUUAUUAUUUUAUUUUUAUUACAUUUAUAUCCUGGCCUUCCUCCCAAAGUCGCCCAGUGUGGUGUGUCUCAUAACAUCCUCCUGCUCUCGCGUUGGGCUGAGUUUCUGUGAGACUGGCUUGAUGCCAUCUAAUGAGUGAGGGUUGCCUUCCAGUUUGGAGAUGCUUGUAGCUCUAGCCGGCAGGAGAAGUGUCUGCUGUGCAUCUAAGUUGGCCCCAACUGCCGUAGGGCUAGCGAGCAAGCUGCCCUUAGGAAAGGGCUCGCUAAUGGAAUUGUAAGGAGAAAAGGUACCUAUGACCACGAUCAAACAAUACAUGAUCAGCCAGCAAUAUUUGACAGUUCGGUUGGGCCAUUUGUGAACCCUGGUGGGAGCCUUGAAGGAGCUGAGAGCGCUUUGCAAAGUAGUGACAGCAUUGCCAAGGAAUGUUUUCUUGAGCCGUGGCUUUCAGACACCCAUGAGAGGAAUACAUCUCUCACGCCCUACAACAUGAGCUGCUAACAUGGCACCCACGGGUGCAUGUGGGCCUUCAAAGUCUCUUCGUGGUGCUGCAAGGUCUGAUCCCCCAAGCCUGUUUGUGGUGUGGGGAUACAGCUGAUCAGGGGAGAGUUGACUCCCAUCAUCCCUGACCAUUCGCCAUGGUGGUUGGGGCUGAUGGGAAUUGGAGUCCCACAACAUCCAAAGGGCCACCACGCUGAUUUCCCUUCCUCUAAAGUCUGUGUAGAUAUGCCUGGCAAAAGAGAGAGUGCAAGAGAAAGGGCAAAGGGACAUUUACUUAAAAAAAAACAAAAACUGGGAAUCAUGUUGCAGUAAAACUGCAUCCCAAACCUGAAAAUGUUGAAGUCUGUUCUAAAGUGUUGUAGAAAUGCUGAAUGCCCUGUGAAUCCUUUUAAAGAAUUGUAGGUUCCAUUCCCGUAAUGUUUUCCUUGCAGCUAUAACAAACUGAAAACCACAGUGGUUUCCUCUGUCUGUGCCUCAGCAUUUUUGAGGGGUGUGGGUAGGGUCAAGUACUACAGGAAGUUAAGUUCUCCAAGAACAUUAAUACAUGGUUCUGUGGUUGCUUGCAGCCUCUUGGGGGCGGGUCACACAUAGGCUCAAACCUUCCGGGGCCUCUUUGUUUUUGUUUUUUUACUAAAGCUGUGGGCUUUAUCUUGCCAUGUAAGCUUCCACACCGAUGCCAGCAAGGUUUGGCAAGUCCUGCAGAGCAUAAAAACAUUUUUACGCGGCCAAGCCCUGGUGUCUCGAUGGCCAUAUCCUGUCUUGUAUGUUUCCUCUGUGUUACAUAAUCUAUCUCCGUGGAAGGGGUACAACUGGUCCAGUUGUAAAGGUGGAAACUAGGGAACUUCCUUCCCUCUUGGUAGUGCUGGAACAAUGAAUCUGAUAAUCCCCUUGUUUUUCCAGGCUGUGAAGCUCACCAGUUCACGAACACAGCUACCUUAUGAAUAUUACUCCUUACCUUUCUGCCAUCCUCAGACAGUCACAUAUAAAGCUGAAAAUCUAGGUAAGGGCACAGAGUCCACCACAUUUCUUUGCGUACUUUGGUGUCUGUGGUUGACUGCAGGAUCCGUGCACUGUGUACAUGAAGUGGGGGCACCCAUUCCAGCCCUUUCCCCAAGGCCCUGGCUCCAGCAUAUUGCAGUCUCCCCUUGCUUUACUAUUGCCUGUACUCUAGAAUGCAGUGGGCAACCAGUUAUUCAUUUGGGCUGACGCUCUUUCACUCUCCUUGCGUGGAAUGCUUUAAUCAUGCGGGGUGGAUCUCUCUAGGGAAACUGGUAGUUUCUAAAGUGAGGGAUGAGGUGCCAGUUCCACCCAGAUUGCCUGGUAAAGAAGAAUAAAGUAAGCACAUGGUCCUCCCAAUAUCACGGAUGGUAUAUUCCAGUGGUUCCCAAACUGUUUUGGGCCACCGCCCCUUGGUUCCAUAAAGUGAUCCCAGUGCCCUCUAUCCUAGGAAAAGCAUUAUUCAGAAUGGCCGUUUGCAUGACCCGCUAAGGAAGAUAAUAACACUAUAAAAUUCAAAACAGUAACAAUUAAUUUCACAUUUAUUCCAAAUCCAGUUGAAACUAUUUAGCUGAGUUAAUUCAACAAUAGCAGUGAACUGGAUUCGGUGAUACCAGCUAUUCAAAAUACGAUUGCCAUUUACACCCCCAGCGCCCUCCUGCUACCCACUUGCCUCUUAGUGCCACCCCCAGGUAAUCCCCCCCCCCCGCAGGGGUGGUCCCAUCCCCUUUGGGAACCACUGGUGUGUUUGGAUUAUUUAACCUCUAAAGCUGCCUUGUCCUGAAUCGGACCAUUGGCCCAUCUAGAAGAGCGAUGGGGAACCUGUGUCUUUCCUGAAGUUGCUGGAGGGCAACUCCCAUCAUCCCUGACCAUUAACCAAGGUGACUGUGGCUGAUGGGAGUCAUUGAAAUCCAAAAACUUUUGGAAGGCCAGAGGCUCCUGGCUCCUAAUCUUGCCCAGUAGAGUCUGUUCCAGCUGUCAGCUUGAGAUGUUAACAGCAGGAGAUGCCAAAGUUUGAAGGCUAGGGGUUUGUUCUGCCACUCACUGCUGUGAGCUCUCAUUCCCAUUCUCCCUGCCUGCCUUUCAUUUGCAGGUGAGGUCCUUAGAGGGGACCGGAUCGUCAACACGCCAUUCCAGGUUUUCAUGAACGUUGAGAAGAAGUGCGAGGUCUUGUGCGAAUCCCCCAGCAAGCCUGUAACCUUGACCAAGGAAGCGAGCAAGCUGAUCGCCGAACGGAUCCAGGAGGAAUACUAUGUCCACCUGUGAGUCUCUGUCCUCUGAGCAUGAGACAGAGCAACUCAGUGGGAGUCCUCCUUGCUUAUGGCGAGUCAAGGAGGGGCCCUCUGGGUGGCAGCAGUGGGCAAGUAGCUCUGACUCGAGGGCUUAUCUUUGCAGCAUCGCCGACAACCUGCCUGUGGCCACGCGGCUGGAGUUCUACUCGAACCGCGAGGAGGAAGAGAAGAACAAGGAGAAAGACAUACAGUUUGAGCAUGGCUAUCGGCUCGGGUUCAUGGACAGCCGCAAGGUGAGGAUUCUUCUUCUUCUUCUUCUUCUUCUUCUUCUUCUUCUUCUUAUUAUUUAUUAUUUAAACCCAGCCACUCUGGGCGGCUUCCAACAAAGUAUUAAAAUACAGUGGUCUGUUGAACAUUAAAAGCUUCCCUAAACAGGGCUGCCUUCAGAUGUCUUCUAAAAGUAUGGUAGUUGUUCUUCUCUUUGACAUCUGGUGGUAGGGCGUUCCACAGGGCGGGUGCCACCACCGAGAAGGCCCUCUGCCUGGUUCCCUGUAACUUGGCUUCUCGCAGCAAGGGAACCGCCAGAAGGCCCUCGGAGCUGGACCUCAGUGUCCAGGCAGAACGAUGGGGGUGGAGACGCUCCUUCAGGUAUACUGGACCGAGGCCGUUUAGGGCUUUAAAGGUCAGCACCAACACUUUGAAUUGUGCUCGGAAACGUACUGGGAGCCAAUGUAGAUCUUUCAAGACCGGUGUUAUGUGGUCUCAUUGGCUACUCCCAAUCACCAGUCUAGCUGCCACAUUCUAGAUUAGUUGUAGUUUCCGGGUCACCUUCAAAGGUAGCCCCACGUAGAGCGCAUCGCAGUAAUCCAAGCGGGAGUUAACUAGAGCUUGGGUCUCAGCCAGCGUGCCAGGUGGAGCUGGUAGACAGCUGCCCUGGACACAGAAUUGACCUGCGCCUCCAUGGACAGCUGUGAGUCCAAAAUGACUCCCAGGCUGUGCACCUGGUCUUUCAGGGGCACAGUUACCCCAUUCAGGACCAGGGAGUCCUCCACACCUGCCCACCUCCUGUCCCCCAAAAACAGCACUUCUGUCUUGUCAGGAUUCAACCUCAAUCUGUUAGCCGCCAUCCAUCCUCCAACCUGUGCUUUUGCCUGGAGAAGGGAGGGGAUGGUUCAGGGGUGCCACAACAGCACGGACCCUCUGAAUUUUACUUGUAGGCACCUGUUUCAGUUGUUGUGUAAAAUAAAGCAGAGACCACAGCAGCUCCCUUUAAAGCACACUUUAUUUUGCAUUGUAAUAUUGAAUGUACCAACCAUAGGCCUUUGAACUUUGCUGUGAAUGUUGUAUGGAAAUCUGAGUAUGGAAAUCUGCCAAAGUAUUCGAGCUGCCUGGACACUAAGCCUGCCCUCUCCUUCCUGCCCUCUGGAGAUCAGGUGACACAUAGGCUGGUAAAUGUGUGAGAUCUGAGAAUUACUGUUUAUUUGUCAGGCACCUAAAGUUUUUCCUUCUGUGCUGUACAAAGAUUUCCGUGCUGUACGGGGAUUUUAAAAAGCCAAAUGCUGACAGGCUUGCAGUCUGUUACGCCCCAUACAAAAGAGGAAGCCUGGAUUUUGAGAGCCAAAUAAAUAUUAGCCCUAUGGUUUGAUAUGGGCAAUUUAUUCUAAUUUCCAAAUUCUGAAUUAUCUUCUGCCGGGGGCAGCAUCCUAAAUGGGUUAUUUAACUUGCACAAUCACAGCUUAACACGCUGGGCGGCUAGCCAGCUGCGAAUGCACAAAUUAAAUGCACACAAGAUGGAUUUUCCAUGCUGGGUUUUCCUGCUGCGGAAAGCACUUUUAAGCUCUCUGGCUUGCUUUUGGGGCUCUGGGAGGCUCUUGCAUGAGACCUAGCAGGCGCCUCCCAGAGCCUCAUAAGCAAGUCAGAAAGCUUAAAUGCUCUCCGCCUUGCAUGGUGGGCAAGGCUCACUCAGUGUGUUGGCACUGGAACGGUAGGGGUGGUUCUGGCUAUGUGUGAUAACAGCUUUACACACAAUCCCUGGAACCCACCCCCAGGGCAGGUUGUGAGUCUGUAGUUUGAUGUACAGUGGUACCUCUGGAUGUGAACGGGAUCCGUUCCGGAGCCCCGUUCGCAUCCUGAGCAGAACGCAACCUGCACGUGCACGGGUCGCAAUUUGCUGCUUCUGCACAUGCGUGUGACGUCAUUUUGAGCAUCUGCACAUGUGCGAGAGGCAAAACCCGGAAGUAACCUGUUCCGUUACUUCCGGGUCACCACGGAACGCAACCUGAAAACGCUAAACCUGAAGCAUAUUUAACCCGAGGUAUGACUGUAGCUUCUAAUCUGUACUCCCUUAUCAUGAAGAGUUUGAGGAGAAGUGCAACACACGAAGGAGACCUCUGAGCCUGCAAACCACUUGGAGAGAUAGUGCACAUCACCCCAAUUUGUAUUUUCUUCCUCCAGGGCUUCUAACAUCUCUCUUGAUAUCCCAUCUGUUCUAGUUCUACCUGCACAACCACCUCUCCUUCAUCCUUUACUACCACAGAGAGGAUGUGGAAGAGAACCAAGAGCCCACCUACAGGGUGGUCCGCUUUGAGGUCGUUCCACAGAGCAUUAAGCUUGCUGGUAAGAGAAGAGAGCAAGGGCUUUGUGUUGACAGGGAGGACCAAGCUCUGGACUUGAAUUAAGAGGGACAUUUUGGAGAAGAAAGUACAUGUGGGAGAGGAGAUCCCAUUGUAUGAUGUGUUUGGGGUGAGGUAUGGGAGGGAGGGAGCAGCUCUUGUUCAAUAUUGAGGGCAUAGCUGUCAACUUUUCCCUUUUCUUGCAAGGCAUCCUAUUCAGAAUAAGGGAAUUUCCCUUUAAAAAAGGGAAAAGUUGACAGCUAUGCUUGAGGGUUUCUUGCAUGUUCUCUCUGGCUGGCUGUAGUCGUGGACCCACAAAGCAGGAAAAGUGCACUGAAUGGGAUCGGGAAACAGGAGCUGUUUGGGACACCAGGGAUUCCUGUUGCCUGCUACUCAAAACAACUCUCUUAUCAAUCACAGCUCCGACUUCACUCAUUGGCAAAAAAAACCCAUGGGCAGGCAGGUGCAGCCAGCCUUGUUCAUUUCACAGAAAUCGCUUAGAAGGGGACCUGCACGUUUUGCAGAGUCACUGCCGGCCAGUGCAGGUGAAGGGUGGGGAACCAUAAAUUGUUGGGACUCCAGUUUCCCUCGCCCCUGGCCAUUGGCUACACUGGGUGUGCAGCUGAUGGGAGUCCUCUAGCACCAUGGGAAGUGGGUGCAUAGGCUUCCAUCUCUGGUAUGACGGGAUCAAAGGUCUGACUCCAUGAAAAACUGUUUCAUGCGUUGCUUUUGUAGCAGGAACAUGGUAGGGAUACGUAGCUCAGGGCCAUAGCUCAGUGGCAGAGCAUCAAUCCUCAGCAUCUCUAGCAGGGUUGGGAGACAGUCUGUGUCUGAAAUUCUGGAGAGCCACUGCCAGUAGACAAUACUGAGCAAGAUGGACCAAUGGUCUUACUGUAAGGGCAGCUUCCUACAUUCCUCUGUAUGUGUUUGUGCAACCGGAGGAACAUGCGGGGCAGCGCAGCCAGAUGAUUGCCACACGAGGCUAGUUGGGGGUGAGGGGACCCCAAGCUUGUAUAGGGCCUGGGUCUUUGGAGUCAGGCUGCUUCUUCUGACGCGUGAGGUUUUUUUGCCCCCUAGAUCUGAAAGCUGACGAAAAGGGUGCCUGUGUCCUGCCUGAAGCUGCCAACUCUGCUCCUCAAGAGAUCGACCCCACGAAGGAGAACAAGCUGCUUUUCACCUACUCUGUGCAUUGGGAGGUGAGGGCCGGCUUUUUUAUUUGGGGAGGGGAGGAGGUGGAAUUGGUGUAGGGGAAAUGGUCACUGUGGGGAGAAGGUGUCCGAGGGCUGGGAAACCCUAAUUAAAAGAAGAGUGGGAGCCAGUGUUGGAACAUGGAUUUGGAGGGCCUCAGCUGUCUUUAAGGGAACUCCUUUCAUCUCCUGUACAUUUCUUUAAAAACAAGUAGGUUUCCCACCACAGGUUAAGACUCAACAGGAGAAAGCUUGCUUCAGGUGCCACCUUCGAAGAAAAAUCAUGGAGUCACAAAAACACCCUCCCCCAGGUCCCAGCCAGCAUGCGCUGAUGGAAGCUGCAGUCCAAGGUGUCAGGAGGGCGCCAUGUUGAAGAAGCAGAGCUUUUUAGGGGGUGGCACCCACCUUGUGAAAAGCCCUGCUCCAUUUCAGCCUUUGGGGAACCAGUUAGGGCAUUUCUGGCUGGUGUGCCUUUUUGUCCCCUAGUCUGCUGCUUUGGAAUUUGGCGUGACUUGCCUUUUCGUGUCGUUUGUUUAUUUAUUUAUGUACAAGAUUUAAAUCCCUGUUUCUGUCAAGUGAAUUGUAGCAUGAACUUAGCAGCCUUUAGACCUCUGGCUGAUGCAUGGGCCCAGAGUUUGCAGUCCCAGGGAAUCUUGUUGGUUGGAGCUGAAUGUACAUGCUAACAGGGAAGUGAGCAGAGGAGAUCCCAGGUCCCUGCAAUUGCUCCUUCCCCGGUCAACAGAUGGAGCCGAGCUGAUCUUUUCUUGAUCUUUAGGAUUAUUGUCUUGCUUUCUUCUUGGGCAGCGGGGUGUGUUUGUGUUUACAUCCAGUGCCAGUCAUGCUCUGAGUAGACCCACUGAAAUCCAUGGGCAUGGCUAGCUUGGGGCCAUUAAUUUCUGAGUGGAACCUAGUUGAAUACAACUCCUGUGAGUUAUUUCUUUAUUCAUAAAGCACUGAUUUGCAGAAAAGCAAAUGCCCCACUUACCCCUUUGCCUCAACUUUCCAUCUCCAGCGUGGGAAUAAUAGUGGACCAACUCAAUUAACCUACUAACUAGCUAAACUUCUCCUAUAGGAAAGCGACAUCAAAUGGGCUUCUCGCUGGGACACUUACCUCACAAUGAGUGACGUGCAGAUCCAUUGGUUCUCCAUCAUUAACUCGGUCGUGGUCGUGUUCUUCCUUUCGGGUAAGAGAGAAGCCAGGGGUUUUUGUUGGGUGGAGAGGGGUGAUCUUGCCACUAUACGGUAGGAAAAGAGACUGGACACUGGUGGCGCUGUGGGCUAAACCACAGAGCCUAGGGCUUGCCAAUCAGAAGGUCGGUGGUUUGAAUCCCCGCAACAGGGUGAGCUCCCGUUGCUCAGUUCCAGCUCCUGCCAACUUAGCAGUUUGAAAGCACAUCAAAGUGCAAGUAGAUAAAUAGGUACCGCUCCGGCGGGAAGGUAAACGGCGUUUCCUUGCGCUGCUCUGGUUUGCCAGAAGCGACUUAGUCAUGCUGGCCACAUGACCCAGAAGCUGUCUGCGGACAAGCGCUAGCUCCCUCGGCCAGUAAAGCGAGAUGAGCGCCGCAACCCCAGAGUCGCCCGCGACUGGACCUAAUGGUCAGGGGUCCCUUUACCUUUACCUUUACUUAAGUCGUGUAGACUCAGGUGGGCUAUCAUUUAUGUAUAUGCUGAGCGAAAGAGUAAGAAAUCAGAAAUAGUCCAGUGGGCUUGGGUUCACAUCCUACCCUCACCACCUGGCCCGAUGAUCCUGGCUGAGUCUACUACCCAUGCAGAAGGACUUUGGAAAGACUGCCUCAUAAUAAAAUAAAAGGGAAACCCUGCGCCAGUAGAAAACCCAACGCAUAAGGGCUGCAGUUUCUAGCCCACCUUUUUUCACCCUGUUGGGGAGCCCUUGGUGUAGAAACACAGUCUCAGGCCUAGAAGGGCACGUUCCGCUCUGCCUCCUCUUUCUGCUUCAUAGGUAGACUCUGAAACACUGUGAGGGUAUUGCAAGGAGGAUUGGAAGCUGGUUGUAAAUAUGUACUGAAUGCUUCUGGCACCCGGUCUGGUCACAGUGGUUUUCUUCACCAGCAACUUGUGUGUCCGUCAGUGUCCUUAGCUGCUUGUCUUUGCUCAGUGCCUGGUGCCUGUGUCUCAGUUUUGCUGCCUGCAGAUGGGGUUGAGCUACAGCAGGGCCGGUUUGUGCCUUGCUUUCCCUUCAGUUGUGGCCAAGCAGUGUAGGGUAAGGGCCACAGUCCAUGCUGCACCCUGUAUGUGCCACUUCCUCAGCAUGCCUGUGUCUUUGGGCAACUCACCGGUCCUGCGCACUGGAUGGAAACUGCUGCAAGCAAUUUUGUGGUUCUGCAUGAGGGCAGGCAGAGGCACAAGUCUUCCCUUUGACCCGUUUUGGAAGGGAGGAGCGCCCCCUGGUGCACAACGAGAGCAUUGCAAGAAAUAAGGGAUGUAGUGGUUAUUUUUUUUAAAAAAAAAUAAGAAUAUGUUCAAUAAGCAUUAUCUGCUUAGAAUGGAAUGGAAUGGAAUAGAAUAUAACCUUUAGAAGACAUAUGAACACAACCCUGUACAGUGGACGCUUGGGUUGCGAACGUGAUCCAUGCGGGAUGCAUGUUCGCAACCCGCAGCGUUCUCAACCCGCGUCUGUGCUGUUUACCUGGUUGAAAAGAGGUGUAAGGGUAUUAACACUGGUGUGAUCAUAAUAAAGUCCUAGGAGUUACAAGGGUUAUAACUUAAUCUUGAGUAUAUCCCAGAACAGGUAUAGAUCCCUCUGGCUUCCUUUACUUGGCUACCUUGCUUUUCUUCCCUCCUCCCCUUGGGCCCCACUGCCCAACAUGGCAGCCCAUGAAAGAGACACUUUUAAAAUGCCUCUGAAGAGGAAAAGAAUGGCUUGCACUGAAAUCAACCCCCCUGCUCUCCAAGGUUCUGUCCAUGUGGCGACUUCCUCUGCUUUUGCUGCGGCCCCAUGUGUGUUAGCAGAAGGUGUGAGAAAAUGUGAAAAUGAAUACUUGUAGGAGCAGCAGCACCUCCUUUGGUGCAGGGGACUCAAAAGUGCAAUUCUUGCUGUGAGAACCCAACCUCGCCCCCCAUUGCUACUGUCUGAGGACAUGUGGGCAGAUGUGGACUGUGGGGGACUCUGUGUCGACUGACGCAUCACUCCUCAUGACCCUCUUCUCCUGUAUGCUGCUGGCUUGCAGAUGCUUAGGUGCUCAAUGGAAUAAACUGCAGUUCAUUCAUUCCAGGUCUUAUUCGUUUCAGGUAUUCUCAGCAUGAUCAUCAUCCGGACGCUCCGGAAGGAUAUUGCCAACUACAACAAGGAAGAUGACAUUGUACGAGAAGCAUGAUGUGCUUGGGGCUGGCAGGUGGGGUGGGGUGGAGAGGGAGUGGGGACCCUUCCUUGCAUCUUGAGAACGUUCCCAGACUCUCCUUUUGAGAAGGGUAGAGGGGAGGUAGCCAAGGAAAUGGGUAGAGAAUGUAAGAGGAGCUCAGCUGGAUUAAAUCCGACUUUAUUCAGCACUGGGUUUCUCAUAACACUGGUCUUGAAAGACCUACAUCGGCUCCCAGUAUGUUUCCGAGCACAAUUCAAAGGGUUGGUGCUGACCUUUAAAGCCCUAAAUGGCCUCGGCCCAGUAUACCUGAAGGAGCGUCUCCACCCCCAUCAUUCUGCUUGGAUACUGAGGUCCAGCGCCGAGGGCCUUCUGGCGGUUCCCUCACUGUGAGAAGCAAAGUUACAGGGAACCAGGCAGAGGGCCUUCUCAGUGGUGGCGCCCGCCCUGUGGAACACCCUCCCACCAGAUGUCAAAGAGAACAACAACUACCAGACUUUUAGAAGGCAUCUGAAGGCAGCCCUGUUUAGGGAAGCUUUUAAUGUUUGAUGCAUUACUGUGUUUUGAUAUUUUGUUGGGGGCUGCCCAGAGUGGCUGGGGAGGCCCAGCCAGAUGGGCAGGGUAUAAAUAAUAAAUUAUUAUUAUUAUUAUUAUUAUUAUUAUUAUUAUUAUUAUUAUUAUGUCAGCCAGGCGGGUGCCUCUGGGAAGCCCAUUGGAGCAAGGCUGAACCUGGAGGUAGCACAUAGCUAUAUUGUCCAGUAGCCACCUGGUCACUUUCUGCUGUUCACCUGACCGAUCCCUUUUUUAAAGCGCUGCUGUGUCUUGUGGCAUCAAAUUCCAUAGCUAGUGAUGUGGGUAGAGAGUCCCUUGCUAGUCCAGAGUUCAUACUGGGGCUUAACCACUUAACGGCCUGCCUUCUCAUUCCUUGCUGGGGUGAAACACUUUUCAGGUGCAGGCAGUAACCAGAAGGCCUUAAGGUUUUGUGAAAUGUGGUGACUCACUGCAAGGAGGGGAGAUCCUUUGGGGAGGGGAGGACAUGCUCUGUACAUCUCUGUGGCAGUGGGGAGGGGGGAGAGAAGGGGCAGUCCCUUUUGUGGGGCUUGAUUUCAAUCCCCCUGUGUGUCGAUUUUCCCUGCAGGAAGACACCAUGGAGGAAUCUGGGUGGAAGCUGGUGCACGGUGAUGUGUUCAGGCCGCCUCAAUAUCCCAUGAUCCUCAGCUCCCUCCUGGGCUCCGGAAUCCAGCUCUUUUGCAUGAUCCUGAUUGUUAUUUGUGAGUAUCCCACCCGGGGAGCCUGGGGGUGCUUCUUUGGGAAAAGGGGGCAGGGGAGAAGAGACUCUACAGGCUAAGGAGGAAACUACAACUAAUCCAGAAUGCGGCAACUAGACUGGUGACUGGGGGCGGCCACCGAGACCACAUAACACCGGUCUUGAAAGACCUACACUGGCUCCCAGUACAUUUCCGAGCACAAUUCAAAGUGUUGGUGUUGACCUUUAAAGCCCUAAACGGCCUUGGUCCUGUAUCCCUGAAGGAGCAUCUCCAACCCCAUCAUUCAGCCCGGACACUGAGGUCCAGCGCCGAGGGCCUUCUGGCAGUUCCCUCGCUGCGAGAAGCAAAGCUGCAGGGAACCAGGCAGAGGGCCUUCUUGGUAGUGAUGCCCACCCUGUGGAAUGCCCUCCCACCAGAUGUCAAAGAGAUAAACAACUACCUGACAUUUAGAAGACAUCUGAAGGCAGCCUUAUUCAGGGAAGUUUUUAAUGUGUGACAUUUUAAUGUAUUUUUCAUCUUUGUUGGAAGCCGCCCAGAGUGGCUGGGGAGACCCAGCCAGAUGGGCGGGGUACAAAUAAAUUAUUAUUAUUAUUAUUAUUAUUAUUAUUAUUUUCAUGACUGCUCACUAACCCACUUCAAGCCUGUUUGAAAAAACAAGUGGGGAUAGAAAAGUUGAAAAAUAGUGCCGCGGUGAACAAAUGUGCUUUGUGAAUACUCAGCAAAGCACACACCCCUUCUCCGUGUGCAAGGGCUCUCUUUGAAUUCUGGCAGGUUGGCUUUCUGCAGUGGAGUAUUGGUUUGUGAGUGGUGGGUCUUAAUCCUCCUUGCCUUGCCUUUCAGUUGUGGCCAUGCUGGGGAUGCUGUCUCCCUCCAGCCGAGGUGCCCUGAUGACCACAGCCUGCUUCCUCUUCAUGUUCAUGGGGUAAGUGGUGUGGCUUGUCCUUUGCAUCAGCCACCAUCCCUCUGCCUGACCUGUGAUGGGAGGUAACGGUUUCUCCUCUCUGUGUCCUCUGCACUAGGGUUUUUGGUGGUUUCUCUGCUGGCCGACUCUAUCGGACACUGAAAGGCCACCGGUGGAAGAAAGGGGCUUUCUGCGUAAGUGAUACUGAUCUUCACAAACCCCAAGGGACUUGGGAAAGUGUGUGAGGGCAAACUGCAGAGCCUCAUUUGUUUCUGAUGAUGAGAUAACCACUGUGGCUGUUGGAAGGGGCCCUGGCAUAACCUUGGGAUAGAGUUGCUGGGGGUGUGAUGCCUUGGAAUCUGACUUUUGCAUUACAACAAAAAACAGGCAUAAUAGAAGAAAUCAGGCUUUGGACAGGGAUAAGGGGCACAGCGAAAAUGAUUUCUUUCUGCCGCCGCCUGUUUUAUUUAUCGUUGGUGGGUUUUAUGAUAUUGAUUUAUUUUGUUCUAGAUUUUUAUUGGGACGUGGGUGGCGCUGUGGGUUAAGCCACAGAGCCUAGGACUUGCUGAUCAGAAGGUCGCGACGGGGUGAGCUCCCGUUGCUUGGUUCCUGCUCCUGCCAACCUAGCAGUUCAAAAGCACGUCAAAGUGCAAGUAGAUAAAUAGGUACCACUCUGGUGGGAAGGUAAACGGCGUCUCCAUGAGCUGCUCUGGUUCGCCAGAAGCGGCUUAGUCAUGCUGGCCACAUGACCCAGAAGCUGUACGCCGGCUCCCUUGGCCAAUAAAGCGAGAUGAGCGCCGCAACCCCAGAGUCGAUCACAACUGGACCUAAUGGUCAGGGGUCCCUUUACCUUUAGAUUUUUAUUAGUAUUUCUGAUUAUAAUGUUGCUUGCCACCCUGGGGCUUCAGAGUCAAGAGAGGACUACAGAUUUCUUAAAUAAAUAAGUUGUAUUUGGCUGUUUGAAUAACUCAUGCAGCUUUGCAGGUCCCUGCUGCUUUUGCUUCUGACUGACUUGGCAAGGCCUGGCUGCUUCUCCACAUCAAAUCUUGUGUUUAGUCUCUGCUCUGGGACUUCACUGUUUGCUCCUGGGAUGCUUUCAGGCUUUUACCCCACAGCAUCAGGAAUGCAAAUUGAGAUGAGGAUGAUUCCUAGCAUUUUAGGUAGGUGGGUGGGUAGGUAGAUAGGUAGCAAUUUUAUGUGUUUAUUGCUGGAAGUCUCUUUUGAUAAAACUGAAAGGAAGUACCUUUGAGCGUGCAGAGACUUUGCACUCCUUCUCCCGUUGCAAUCUUUACAACAAUCCCGUGUGGCUGGUCAAUAUUGUUAUCACCGUGUUGCUGUUGGCAUGCACCCAAGGAAACAGGGGCAAUUGGCAGGCCCCCAGCUGGCUCCAGCCCACCGGCCGGUGUGCCGGGCGAACUCCAGUCCUUGGUGCAGCAUAAAUCUGCAACCCAGGCUUUAGAAGACGGAGCAUGCUAUUCAGCAGAGAAACGCUGCGCAAACAGAAGUGGCAGGAGAGACUGUGUGAGCAUAUUUACAAGCAGGUUUAUUCAGCGUAGAUCAGGACAAAAGGAAACAUGUCUGAUCUCCUUCGUGCCCAAAGCAAAACAGAAAGCUGUACACAAACGGAAGUUCCCAGCAUGCAAUGCUGGUGUGUGUUACAGACAUGGGACACGCAACAGUCCCAUGUCUGUUCCUUAAGAUGGAAUGGAACAUCCCAACAGUUGCAGGUGCUGAAGCAGUGUGUGUUGAGGGGACUAAUCUGUGGCAGAUCUGGAAUUUGAAUGGGGGCUUUGUGAGUCAUAGCUUGGUCUGUGGAUCACCGGCUCUCGCAGGGGCUCUCAGGCUGCUGCCUUCUGCGCCUGGUGCUGUGAAGUGGCGUAGGAACUGCAUUAGGUUCCUUGGAUGAGCCUUGCUGACACCGUCUGCCACUGUCAUCAUCCAGUCCUUUCUUUUCUCCUUGCAGACAGCCACCCUGUACCCAGGAGUCGUCUUUGGGAUAUGCUUCAUCCUGAACUGUUUCAUCUGGGGCAAACACUCGUCGGGAGCGGUAUGUAUCUUCCCAGCUCUCUUUGCUCUCUCUGGAAACACUUGGCUCGGUCUACUCUUUUCUAACUCUUACAUUCAUAAUUUGUGUGUGUUUAUAUGUUCUGAGACAUAAGAAAUGUUGGUUAGCUCCUUUUAAGCUCCUCAUAUCCUUUGCCUUCCCUAAUAUACACAUAGGGACGCAGGUGGCGCUGUGGGUUAAACCACAGAGCCUAGGGCUUGCCGAUCAGAAGGUCGGCGGUUCGAAUCCCCAUGACGGGGUGAGCUCCCAUUGCUCCGUCCCAGCUCCUGCCAACCUAGCAGUUCGAAAGCACAUCAAAGUGCAUGUAGAUAAAUAGGUACCGCUCUGGCGGGAAGGUAAAGGGCGUUUCCGUGCGCUGCUCUGGUUCGCCAGAAGCGGCUUAGUCAUGCUGGCCACAUGACCCGGAAGCUGUACGCCGGCUCCCUCGGCCAGUAAAGAGAGAUGAGCGCCUCAUCCCCAGAGUGUUCUGCGAUUGGACCUAAUGGUCAGGGUCCCUUUACCUUUACCAAUAUACACAUGCUGCUACUACUACUACUACUACUACUACUACUACUACUACUACUAAUUUGUUUCUUGUAUCCCCACCCAUCUGACUGGGUUGCCCCAGCCAUUCUGGGCAGCUUCCGACAGAAUAUAAAAGAACAUAACAAAACACGAGACCUUAAAAGCUUCCUGAUACAUUCUGUGAAAUUAUCUCCCUCCCCUCAGGCCCCACCCCCAAGAGGAUGCUGCCAUUUCUGUAGCUAUUAAAAAAGACAUUUAAGAACAAUUUUCUAAAUCUUGAUUUUUCCAAAAUAUUCUGUGAAAUACGCAAGCAGGACACAUUUUGAACAUUAGGAAUUAGGAAACCGCGUUAGCUGUCUGGUGUUGCAUUCAUUUCCCCCCCUGGCAGGCAGGUUCUCUUAGACUCACCUUCACCAAUCUGGUGUCUUCCAGAUCAGGGAGCCCUUUCUGGCUGGUGGACGAGAUCCUUAUCUCCUGGCUGCUCCUGGGCCAAAUUUGGCAGAUGUGCAGAGCCCGGGAUCCAGUUGUGCCGGCCACACCAGUCUUUUCAAGUGCUUUUGCCCAGCAGGGCGUUUGUCUUUGAACUGUGACAAUGCCUCUUGCCUGCCAGGUUGGGGAGAGGGGUGUGUGGCUGUAACCGUGCAUGGAAACCCCUGGCUUUUAUGUGGGCAACUGCUCCAAAAAAAUAAAAUAAUCUCACCUGUUUCUCUAGCUUCACUGCCAUUAUUAUGUGGUCCCCCAAAGGUUUCCCAGCAGGGAAUGAGGUGCUUGGACUGCAAAAGGUUCCCCACUCCUUCUCUAAAGAAAUGCUAGGCCAUAGUAUCCGUCUUGAUGCUCUGGGGCAAAGGGGUGGCUCCAGGUACAUCUUGCCUUGCCAGGUCCCGUUCAGCUAUUGCCGUACCUUCUGCCAGCCACCCGUUCUAAGAGUUGGGUUGCCGUUUGCAGGUCCCUUUCCCCACCAUGGUGGCUCUCCUUUGCAUGUGGUUCGGCAUCUCCUUGCCCCUAGUCUACCUGGGAUACUACUUUGGAUUUCGCAAGCAGCCUUACGACAAUCCUGUGCGGACCAAUCAGAUUCCAAGGCAGAUUCCGGAGCAGAGGUGGUACAUGAAUCGAUUCGUCGGGUGAGUGACCCAGAAAACCCUUUCCUGCGCAGCUGGGCCAAAUGACUGUUGGGUAGCUCUUUCUUUUCUUUUUUGGGGGGAUCAGUGAGCAAGUUGCUGCAGAAAAGUUUGGAAAGAUCCUUAGGCCCUUCCACUGCCAGCUCAGGCAGUAAAGCAUGAGACUCUCUGGGUCAUGGGUUCAAAUUCCACAGGGCAGAAAGAUUCCUGCUCCUCAGAUGGAUGAGCCAGAUGACCCUUGGGGUCCCUUCCAACUCUACAAUUUUAGGAUUUGAUGAUUCUAAAUAGGAGCUGGAGCACUGAUGCUGCUGCUGGGUUUGGGAUGACGUUCAGUUGAGAUACCCAGAAUUUGAUGGCUCCGUCUAAGGGCUUAUUUCUAAAAGGAUGUGUUGUUCCGUUGCUGGAAGGGAAGGCUUUCUAGUGAUGGCAAGCAGUUCUGCCUCUCGGACGGCUUGUCAUGUAUAAUCAUAGUUUAGAGGUACCGGGCCCUAAGGAAGUUAGACUAUCCUUCACCAGGACCAGGGCCUUCUCAGUCAUGGCUCCGACCUGGUGGAAUGCUCUGUCCCAUGAGACUGGGGCCCUGCAGGAUUUAACUUCCUUCUGCAGUGACUGUAAGACAGAGCUAUUUCGCCUGGCUUUCAAUUUGAACUUAGCCUGAUCUUUUAUUCCCCUCCCUUCUUUCCCUCCCUCUCCCCUUUUUAUGAAGAUUACCUGCUCUGGGAUCCCACAGCUAAUUCUCCCCUGGUCUCCUCGCUGGCCCAAAUAGGACUAAUUUAGCCAGCUAGCCCUGGUGAUCAUCUAAUGUUUAUUGGAUGGUUUUUCCCCCUAAAUUGACUUUUGAAUUCUGAAUUUAUUAUUCACGUUUUAUACUGUAUUUUAUGCUGUUUUUUGUUGCAUCAAUUAGGUGUUUUAAAUUUGUUGUUAGCCGCCCUGAGCCCGGUUUUCUGAACCGGAAAGGGCGGGGUAUAAAAAAAAAAUUAUUAUUAUAUUAUUAUAUUGCUGCCACCACCAGCACCCCAGUCAGCUGGAUCAUCUGCAGCCAACCAGGGUGGGGCUCAGGCACUUUGAGUGGCAGAAAAUGAAAAGAUGGUAACUGUAGCUCAGUGCCAGAUCAUAUGUUUUGGAGCCAGGUGAUGCCAGGUUCAGUCCGGGUCAUGUCCUGUUGAAAGGGUCUUGGAUUACAGAGUUCAGAAAGCUGCUGUCUGUCAGUUUUGUCACCAACUCUGUGCUGGAUGGCUCAAAAUGCUGAUGGUACGAGGGAAGCUUCCUAACUUUCUUACAGCCCCAGAGCUGGAAUAGAUGGGAACAUAGACUUACGGAUGGCCACUCCCCAUAGUAACCGAAUGAAAUACUAGUUUCUGGGGGAGGAAAAGCAGCCUAGAGCUGUUGCCUUCAGGCCCUGCUUGUGGGCUUCCUGGAAGCGGCUGGCUGGCUGUUGUCAGAAACUGUGCUUGACUAGAUGGCCUUGGAUCUUAUCCAGCUGGCCUGCUCUUAGGUUUGCAAUGUGUGCAGCCCUAACUAGCAUUACUGGAUCUACAGCUGCUCCUACAGUAACCAAAUUCUGUCUCUCAUCUUUAGGAUCCUUAUGGCUGGAAUUCUGCCUUUCGGAGCCAUGUUCAUUGAACUUUUCUUCAUCUUCAGCGUAAGCGCCAUUGCUGCUCUCUUCUUUUCUAACAUGGGCUUUCCAGAGAGAUGCACCAUAUGCCUUUUAAAGAGUGGUGUUGGGAUGGGGUCUGUCAGAACAAACAGGACUUUUAUUCAGCUCAGAUCUGGCACCUCUCAAGUGGUUGCCAUUGCUAUUCUAAGAGAACCAGGGAGAAGUUAAUGGUGAGCUCCAGCCCCUCUUUUUCUAGAAAAAUAGCACUGAGAACAAGAGUGUUUUUGGGUGGGUGUGCACAGGAUGAAGAAUGCUUGCUGUUCCUUGUCAAGUCUUCUGGGCUUUGCACUCUAGGUUGAGAUGUGGCCCUGCAGAGCCUUCCAGUAUCAGUCGUGGCAGCCCCAGAUAUUGAGCUGCAACAUUUUGCUUCUUUAACUGUCUCCAAUUGGGGAAUGCCUUGCAAGAAGGGAUGGGUGCAAGACAGAGAUGCCUUUCAUGAGCGUAGAAUGGAUCCAGGAUCCCUUACAAUUCUCCUGAGGAAAUGGUCCAGCAGAACAGAAAAUGCAACUUAGUUCUGGGAGACCUGUCUAGAGCCAACUCGGUUACACAAGCAAUUGAAGAAUCCCCCGAUUCUUUGAGGAAAAGCCAUGGUUAAAGUGGAGAGAAUUGGCUAGAGGUUUGUGAUGUAGGUUUGCUUCGCUGCCUUUUUCUGCGAAGCGAUAAGCUUCUUGUGUAUCAAGAGCUGUCCCACCAUACUCAUGUCUCCUCCUUUGUGCACAUCUUCUUCUCUCGCAUCCAGGCAAUUUGGGAGAACCAGUUCUACUACCUCUUUGGCUUCCUCUUCUUGGUGUUCAUCAUCCUCGUGGUCUCUUGCUCCCAGAUCAGCAUCGUCAUGGUGUACUUCCAGCUCUGUGCAGAGGUAAUAGAACAGAUUAAUCCUGGGGUUGUCGUUGGGGGGUUGCAGGGAAUGGAACCCAGUUCUGCAAGGUGCCUCAAAAGGAAACAUGGAUCAGAUUUAGGCAGAGAGACAGAGCUCCUGUCCUCAAGUAUACAAGCCAGUUAAUAUAUUCAUCUGAAUUGAUCAGUAAUGCUUUUCCAGAACUGCACAAGAAAGCCAGCAUAUCCUGGAGGAAAGUCGGCUUUUCCCUGGCAUGCUAAUUUACUGUGUGCAAGGAAGGUUUUUGGCUUGUGUUUCUGCGAGGAAGAAUUUACACUUUCACGUGUCUGGAGAGUCUGGCUUCAGCUUGCAGUCUUGCCUAGUUUGAAGAGAACCGCAAAACAGUGCAAAACAGUGGAUGCCCAAACAAGACUGGGCACCUGCGAGGGUUGUUGAGAGUGCUGGCAGAAUGAUGCCGUAUGUCUUUCCUUCAUUUGGCAGGAUUACCGAUGGUGGUGGAGGACUUUCCUAGUGUCCGGAGGUUCUGCCUUCUAUGUGUUGAUUUACGCAGUCUUCUACUUUGUGAAUAAGGUACCGCUGCUAUUUUCACCAGAUCUGAAUCCUACACUCAGUAACUAUUUAUUAGGCUGCGAUAUCUGGUCAGGGAGGCUGUCGAGUGGCAAAACUUGCUGCUCUUGAGCACUUCGGGUGGGAGAUAAAUAAUUUUUUUAAAAUUUAUACCCCGCCCUUCCCGGUUCAAAAACUGGGCUAAGGGCAGCUAACAACAAAUUUAAAACAAUUAUAAAGACAGCAUAAAAUACAGUAUAAAAACAUGAAUGGCAAUAAAAUUCAAAAAUCAAUUAGAUAAUCUGCAGGGCUAGCUGGCUGAAUUGGUCCUACUUGGGCCAGCGAGGAGGCCAGGGGAGAAUUAGCUGUGGGGUCCCAGAGCGGAUGAUCUUCAUACAAGGGGAGGGGGAGGGAAGAGAAGGGAAGGGAAAUAAAAGAUCAGGCUGAAUUCGAAUUAAAGGCCAGGUGGAAUAGCUCUGUCUUACAGGCCCGACGGAAGGAGAUUAAAUCCUGAAGGGCCCUAGUCUCAUGGGACAGAGCAUUCCACCAGGUCGGAGCCAUCACUGAGAAGGCCCUGGCCCUGGUGGAUUUUCCAUGAUACACAACAUGGUUGAGGUGGGAGGCCAAGGGAGGUUCCCCCCCUGCUUUUCCUUGGGUUAGGAGGGCUACUGCAGAGGCUUUGGCGCACGCUUCCUCUGCCCUGACCUCCUCCUGGUUCUCUCUUGCAGCUGGACAUUGUCGAGUUCAUUCCUUCCUUGCUGUACUUCGGCUACACAGCUCUCAUGGUGCUGUCCUUCUGGCUCUUGACGGGGACCAUUGGCUUCUAUGCAGCCUACAUGUUUGUCCGCAAGAUUUACGCUGCUGUGAAAAUAGACUGAAGAUGCUCUGGCGCCACGUGGCACAAAGCAGCUGGUCCCCUCUGUUUCCUCCUAGGAAGGAAGUGGGGAACUCUCUCUCUCUCUCCCUCUCUCCUGUUUCUCCCAAGGAAACAAAACCCGGCUGGAGUGGGGGACACAAGGAAUAAAAAUAGUUCAAUUUUUUGGAAUGUAACCUUUGGCACAGCGUCCGUGGAAUCGGGUUUCUUGGUGGGGAGGGUGUGUAGAUAUUUUGCAUUUUAACUUUUAUCCUAUUCUGGUUAUAAGGGAUUUAUUUUCUCUCUUCUUUUUUAGCCGAGACGCAUUCCCCUCAAUGAGUAAUCUCUCUCCCUCCUCCCUUUUCGUCUGAUUCAUUUUCUGUAACGACAAUAAUAGGAGAUUGCAAUGGUUACAAAUUCACGAAUGAGUUUGGGGAAGAUUCAUCCUUUGGUGAUCGCACAGCGUAGCCUUUUGCUGUGCCUUUGCUUGGAGCAAGACGGUAGAAAGAAGGUCUGCUGCCGCCUCAUCAUGCUCCAGUUCCGGCAAGUGCAGUUUUCUCACGGAGGGCUCUCAGACUGCCUCCCCUGGGCUGCUUGAUGCUGGGAGUGUCACAGUGCAGACGGUGGCAGACACCUUUUGUCUUAGGACACUCACUUGCUUUGAACCACGAUAAACUGAUGAUGUGGAACCACUGCCUGCUGAAAAAUGGAGCGGGCCUGCAAACUGGAGGAAGGCUACUUGGAAGUCCUGGGGGAACCCCAGGGGAUUUCUCAACACUGGGAUUUGGGUGAGGUUUAGAGACUGGAAAACGUGCUCUGUUUUUCAUGUGCCAAGGAGUCCAUGGCUCAGAUGUUGGGAACUGCUGCUGUAAUGUGCAAGAGAGGGGAGGGAACUGGGAGAGCUCUGUUCCCCUGACCCCAAUGUCAAAAGAAAGGAAUUGUUCUCCCUUCCUACCCCAUUCCCCUGCACAUUUGGCCGACCCGCUUUUCUCACUUGUUCAGUUCUGUCUCUCCCUCCAGAAAUUGAAGCGCAUUGGCAGCUUUACUCUCGUCUUCUAUGUGAACUAGGUUACGUAGUCACAAGACCAAGGUUAUACUAUCAAAUUAUAUUUUAGCCAAGCACAAUGGAUCUCAGUCUCCCUUCUCAGAGACAGGAGCACCCCGCUCUCUCUCCCGCUCGUAGUGCACUGCGCAUCGCAAACGAGCCUGAAUCAAUUUACUGGGAGAUGGUUCUAAACACUUCCUUUGAUAAACAGAAACUUGCUUAUUUGUAAUCAGAAUUACAAUACUGGAAUUAUUAUUAUUUUUUCAAUUGCUGAAAAUUAGGUCUAAUUGUGGAAUGGUCUAGUUGCAGUUUUCUGCUUUAUGAACGAGCUGUUCCGGCAAAAGUGGGUAUGCCAUGGGUGGGGUGGGGGAAGGGAGGCAUGCACGGGGGGGGGGGGCAUUUUUUCCAUGGAAAAUUAAUCUCUUUGGGAACACCUAUUUAAGAUCGUUAAACAUGUAUUUGUCAUCAAUGAUGAUGCCUCUUAUGUGUGUCUUAAUUUACCUGCCCUGUGGUAACUGCAGGAAACUACUGGGGUGAGCCUGCAGACUAGCUUGCAGGCUCACAGGGAAUGAGGGGCUUGCUUGUGCAUUGCUCCUCUGCCCACCCAUUGCUUCCUUGCCCCCCCAUGCCAAAGCCACGCCAGCCACGAAUCAAGGUCUGACAAAGGGGGAGCCAUGGCACUUACUACUUUUGCUAUGGAUCCCUUGGUGAACUCUGAUCUGAGCUACCAUUAGGGUACUUGACUAGGGACUGGAGUCUACUAAUUCUGUGCACCAGCAGAAGCCGAGGUAUGGAAGAGUUCCAGCUAGUGCAACAGGCUCCACCACCCAAUGCGCCCUUGCAAUUCAUUCUGAUGAAUUGGGAGAAACCCCAGAACAGCAGGGCAGGGAGGAGGGUGGAUUGUUCCGUGUGGGAAGUAGGAAGUCUUGCGCUGACAUAAUGAUCAGAAGAGUGCAAUGUUGAUUUAUUCCCCAAGUCCUUUCUCCCCCUCCAUGAUUUUCUUUUUCCAACCUGAACUGCUCUAUCCCUGGCCUUCCACUAUGUUUCUUGUAUUUUUUAAUGUAUUGUUUGAGCCCAACUGUAAAUAAAUAUGCUGUUGUUGUCAUUGUG